This is a messenger RNA of Peromyscus maniculatus bairdii (prairie deer mouse), 1733 nucleotides long. Lineage: Eukaryota; Metazoa; Chordata; Mammalia; Rodentia; Cricetidae. The record is from RefSeq and is a predicted model, not a curated record.
AACAUCCACAAGGUUCACUAGAGUAUGUCUACUUUCACAGCAAUGGCCCUUCUUAAGUAAACUUACUAAUUCAUCUUUCACUUCGUGUUGUUUAUGUCCGCAAACCUGCGUGGGCACUCCAGCAGCAGCCUUUGCCUUCUGCAGCGGGGAGACUUGGCAAUCUGGAGUGUUUAAUUAGUCUCACAAAAACACUGAAAUGGACUUCCGGUUCCAAUGCCCGCCCCUAGGCUGUGGCUGCUUGCCUAUAGGAAGAGCCUGCCUCCUCAAGGACACAACCUAAAACGGCUCUCUCUCAGAACCGUUUCUGCGGCAACCAUGGCCGCCUUUGUGGAGCUCAGUACCAAAGCCAAGAUGCCCAUCGUGGGCCUGGGCACCUGGCAGCAGGAUGAUAACUUCCCAAACCAGCAUCAGUCUCCCCUAGAUCAAGUCAAGGAAGCUGUGAAGGCCGCCAUUGAUGCUGGAUAUCGCCACAUUGACUGUGCCUAUGUCUAUCAGAAUGAGAAUGAAGUGGGAGAAGCCAUCCAAGAGAAGAUCAAAGAGAAGGCUGUGAAGCGGGCGGACCUCUUCAUUGUCAGCAAGCUGUGGCCCACCUUCUUUGAGAAAAGCCUGGUGAAGAAAGCCUUUCAGAAAACCCUCACGGAUCUGAAACUGGACUAUCUGGACCUCUAUCUGAUUCACUGGCCACAGGGAUUCCAGAUGAUAAAGGCAACCUUCUUGCUGGUAAAUCCACAUUCUUGGAUGCUUGGGAGGUGGACUUUGAAUUGUGAACCUCUUGCCUUCACCCCCAACGUGGCUGUGAUUAUCAGCUUACACCUAGGCCCAUCUGCUGUCGUAAUUCCUCUCUCCGAUGCCAAACACAGCUUGCUGUGCUGUGAGGAAGGCCUUGAAGAUAUGUGGACCCUGGGCAUGGAGGAACUGGUGGACCAGGGGCUGGUGAAAGCCCUGGGCAUCUCCAACUUCAACCACGUGCAGAUUGAAAGGCUCCUGAACAAGCCUGGACUGAAACACAAGCCAGUGACCAACCAGGUCGAGUGUCACCCAUACCUCACUCAGGAGAAACUGAUCCAGUACUGCCGCUCCAAGGGCAUCACUGUCACGGCCUAUAGCCCCCUGGGCUCCCCAAACAGACCUAACCAUCUUUCUGCCUCUAGUGCCAAUCCAGAGGACCCUGUAGUACUGGAGAUUCCCAAGAUUAAAGAAAUCGCUGCAAAGCACAAGAAAACUGCAGCCCAGGUCCUGAUUCGGUUCCAUGUCCAAAGGAAUGUGGCUGUGAUCCCCAAGUCUGUGACACCCUCCCGCAUACAGGAGAACAUUCAGGUCUUUGACUUCCAAUUGAGUGAUGAGGAGAUGGCCACUCUUCUCAGCUUGAACAGAAACUGGAGGGCCUGUGUCCUGCGUGCGGCAAGUCAUAUUGAGGACUUUCCUUUCCACGUGGAAUAUUGAAGCUGAACUACCUGAUGAGCUUGCCCAGUGGCCCCUCUUCGAUGAUGUGAAAUCCACUCCUCAGGACUACUAUUUUUGCCCAGCCUACCAGAUAUCACACCAAGCCAGCCAUGAUAAGGCAAUUCUAAUUUUCAUGCCCAACUAGAAGCAGACUGUCACAGAGAAAUGUGACUCAGCAAAGGACAAUGGUUUUCAUUAAUUUAAUCUGGCCAAAUGUCUGUCUAACCCCAGGAAUACUGGUAAUCCUGAGGCUAUAAAGAUAAAAUAAUAAAAAUAACAAUAGUCACAAA